UCACUGAAGGCCGACCAGUCCUUGUUUUCGCCCUUAAUGCGAGGAGCUUUAGGCAGCGUACCAUCAUUCACUCACUCACUCAAAGCUACAGAAAUGUCAUCGUCACAACACACAAGCCAAGCUCUCAUUCUCAGUAAACACGUACCCUAAAUACCUUAUCUUUUCACGUGUUAUGUUCAGGGUCAUUUGAAGAUAUAACGACAGGAUAUUCAUGAAAACUGAUUAAAGGACAGGUAAGAGUGUCACAGAGCAGUAGUCAACCCAGGGAUACGUAAGGGAUACGUAUACAUACUGACUGGCCGCUUGAGAAUGAGUAUCAGAUGUUUUGGUGAUGGCAGAAGCGCGUGAAGUGUGCCAAACAUGUUCAGAGAUAAAAGACAAACGGCAAAGAAUCCUCUCAUGUGAAAGUACAUUCCUGUUCCUUCAUGCAAAUUCGUCAUUUAUCAACCUUCCAAAUACAGAUGAAGACAGGAAUUCAGUGACGGAAAGGCGUAAGGAUUUCGUUUGGAAGUUAAAGAAGUGCGUAUCAGCUUUACGAAACUCUGGUGGGGGUGCUGUAAUUGUUCAUAUUCAUGACCUUGACUUUAAUGAUAAUUACCUUGACCACUUCAACGAACUAGUUGAUGUUAAACUCAAUUCACUUAUUGAAGAUGGAAGUCUAUUUGUUCAAGUGUAUCGGAAGAACUGGUUACACACUCUCGCUGACAAUACCACUGACGAAGAAGAGUUUGAAGAAGAUCCUGAUGAUGAACCUGAAGAAGCUGGAAUUGAUUAUAACGCUCUCUUCAAGAGUGUAGUUGGAGUGACAGUAACACCUUCAUUUACAGUUGUGACAGUAGACUUCAACACAAAGGUCCCUCUUGAUAACAGUGUUGAGGAUCCUACAAACACAGAACUUCAGACGUUUCUCACCAGGAAGAUUCCGUUUCGCAACACCAGUACAAGAAUUCGUGGUUUGGAUUGCCUACAAGAGACUCGAGGCAUCCAAGUGAAGCGCUUUAAGGUCACAGACAGAGAUCUGAAAGAGGAGCUUCUAAAUGACCCACACAGAUUUGCAAAUUACAUUUGGACACAAUGUAAAUUAAGAUAUUAUAUCAGCGCAUUCUCCAAGGUUGAAGGGGGUGGGUCAUUCUAUCUUGGAGUUCUUGAGGAGGACAUUACAUAUAGAUCAUACAAGUCUCACCGAUAUCAAAAGGAGGGAUUCGACAUUUCACUUGACAAGCAUGAUUUGCUUAAAGCACAAAUAAAAGAACAAAUAAGGAACGAAACACUUGUGCUUCCUUAUGACAAUAACGCUGUUGUCAGCAACCUAUCUCCAGAUUUAAUUAAGAUAGAAUUUCAUCCAUUGGGGGAGUUGUUUAUAUUAGAAGUUGCAGCACCUGCUGUAAAUGGACUUGUAUUCCAUGACAGAAAAGGACCAGAAGCAUAUGAACUAGAUGACUGCAAUUCGGAGAGGAGACUACCAGUUGUGGAGUGGCGUGAUCGAUUGCUAAGAUAAAGCAAACAUGACUUCUUCAAAACAAAGACAUCUUGAGAUUAAGGAGCCUGUUCCAAAAGAGCCAAUUCAUGAAGUGGAGAUCACGUCCUUCGCUCGUCACCCUCCCCAUGUAAGGCAGAUAAGGCAAUCUAUUGAUGACAUAGAGCACCACGUACUGAAUGCAGGUGGUAUGUGUGUAUACCCAACGCAUGGCGAUCCGAAUGACGAUACUGGGAUCUGUAGAUUAGUUCUAGAGAGAGUAAAAAGCGGUUUAUUCAGGUCUGGUGUGGCUUACACAGCAAAACGAAUGAACGUGUCUGCAAAUAUAGAUGCAGAACCAAGGCCUACUGAAGCACUCUAUGACGCGAUACUCUUUGUCCCAGAUGAACCACCAACUGUAUUUACAGUUAUCUGUGACAAAAUAACCAGAAGGAAACACUCUGAAGCGCUGCAGUACAACCAAUCUAUCGCUAAAGGCAUAGUAGCAGCGGUUCGGAAGUACACAGAUGAACAGUUCAGUGUCGUCUUUGGUCUGUUGCGAGAAGCCGAACUAUCAGAUGAUGUCAGGUUCAAAAAGGCCAUCGAUAGAAUACAUGCAAAAACGUCUCAAUUAGCUGUUCCCCUGGCACUUAGCAUGUUUGAAAAGAAAUUCAGAAAGGUCCUUCGAGCAUUUCUGCUAUCGCUUGCUGUGACUGACUGUGUUCGCAGGACGGACGCAGAGAAUUCGUUAUGGGUUCUUACCACGGAGCAGUUCCGUGUGCUUACUGAAAAUAUUGAUCAUAAACACGUGACAGUGAAUACAAGGCCAUCCUGUGGAGGAACUGUUUUGUUACUUGAAGUCGCUAAAAGAUUACAAAGGUCUGGUCCCACAAUGAUUGUGACAAAGUCGGAUGUCUUAGCAGAACAAGCCAGGACACAAUCAGUUUGUGAAUAUGUUUUCAAUGCUGAUCAAUUCCGAACAGAAGCUACCUGUCGAAAGCCAGACAUAGUCAAUGUGGUGGCAGACUGUGAAGUGACUAACUGUCUUGAAGACCAGAGUCGAAAAGGAAUGACCUGGCACUUCAUCCAAAAACCUCUGCCAGCCACUGGCCCUGACACGGAAGACCCAAGUGUACUGCUUUCAGAAGAUGAAAGCGAAAACGAAUGUGACAAUGGACUAUUUGGUGUCCUAAUUAAAAGAAGACAGAGAGGUCAGACAAAGUCACUGGAACGUGUAGAGCUUAUACAAGAGGGGACAACUGCAACAACAGAAUUAUAUAACAGAAAGAAGGCCCUAGCUGCGACGAACAGACACCAAACAUCAAUAGUAAUAAACAACCCACGCCUGUAUCUGACAAAGAAGACCGAGUUGAAUGCUCUGAAAGCUCGCAAUGUGGCAAUGGGAGGACAACAGGUGGUUCAUCAACCACAAGGCCCCCGCUCUGAAGACCACACAGAGAAAACCAAAACCCCGAGAGACCCGAGAGUACAUCACAUGAGAGAACGGACAAAAAAAGAGAUCAAGAGAUGGACAGAGGCUUUAAGAGUUUAA
Molecule: messenger RNA, 3008 nt
Organism: Haliotis rufescens (red abalone)
Lineage: Eukaryota; Metazoa; Mollusca; Gastropoda; Lepetellida; Haliotidae
Exons: 12
Coding region: 1506-3008 (500 amino acids)
Source: RefSeq, a predicted model, not a curated record